Molecule: messenger RNA, 4554 nt
Organism: Centruroides sculpturatus (bark scorpion)
Lineage: Eukaryota; Metazoa; Arthropoda; Arachnida; Scorpiones; Buthidae
Product: INO80 complex subunit D-like
Exons: 11
Coding region: 67-3333 (1088 amino acids)
Cellular component (GO): nucleus
Source: RefSeq, a predicted model, not a curated record
UGACUUUUCACUAUCUAUUAGAUAUGAAUUGUGAAGGAAAAAAUAGUAUAUGACCAGUUUGUAUCAAUGAUGUUUGAGGGGAAACAUAUUCAUUUUUCUCCAGUGGAUAAUAAGCCCCUCUGUUCAUACAGUGUAAAGUUGUGUAAACAACGUCGAUUAAAUGGAUAUGCAUUUUGCAUUCGACAUAUUUUGGAAGAUAAAUCUGCUCCCUUUAAACAGUGUGCUCAUGUUGCUCGUUACAAUAAUCAAAAAUGCACAAAUCCAAUUCCAUCUAAUGAAGAUAGAGAGUUCUGCAAUAGUCACAUGCAAGUUGCUGGAAUGCUUCCAAAAAAGGAGCGUAAAAACAAAAAAGAGAAAGAAAGAGAUUUAUUUAUACCUUCAGAUGGGAGGUUAAAAUUUGCUGAUAAGUUAAGAGCUCUUUUAAAGAAAGAAAAUAGCAUUACAAAUACUGAAGAAACUUUCAAUGAUGAUCCGUAUGCAUUUCCUGAUCCUGUUACUGAAAAUGGUAAUAAUAAUGGUGGAACAGGAUUAUCAGUGGCUCGAACACCUUGGAAUUGUACACAAAAGAUUUUGGAUAGUGCAAAUUCAGAAAAUAUAAUAAAAAAUGAAGUAACUCAGUCUAAGAACAAUGUUUCAGCUGAAUGCAGAUCGAAAUCUCAUACACCUAAAUUAUCAAAAACAAUGAAUAGAUUACAGGCUAAAAUUGCAGAAAAUAAACUGCUUGAUAAAUUGAAAAAAUCUCAGGAGUCUAGUCAUCAGAACAAUACUGUAGCAACAGUGGGAGGUAAUUCAAUAAAUAUUAAGUCUGAACCUCUAUCACCAGCAGCAGCUUUCACUGUACAAAGUAGUAGUCCAAAAACAAACCCUGUUUGUGGAAGGAAUAAACUAUUAAAUAAAUUACUUGGUAAUAGUAAAAGUAACUGUUCUACAAAUACAAGUAAUUCAGAUCUUCACAGUGUAAUUCCAGUAGAUAAUGCAUCAGACACAUCAAAUAUAAGUUUUUUAUUGUCAUCAGCAAUGCACAAAACAUCAAACUUAAAAUCUCAGGUCACAUCAAACCAUCAAAUAUCUAAAUUUGUAACUUCAGAUAGGUGUUCAAAUAAUUCUAAUUCAAUAACUGGAAUGGUUAUGGUGAAACCACGAAAAAGCAAGGUCACAGAAAUUACUUCCAUUAAAGUUCCUCCAGUUCUUCAAAGAAUAGAAGAGUUUUGGCAAAGUGAAAAGAAAUGUUGUAAAGACUUAUAUCCUUUAGCUUUUGAAUCUUCUGAAAGUGAAGGAAGUGAUAGUGAAGAAGAAAAUCAUCGAUUACAUCAUAUACAAUGGAUUAGUAUAUGGGAUAGAACCACAAGUGGUCUACAUACAAAUAAUACAUUAACAUCAAGAGCAUUACAACAGUGUCACUUGAAAAAGGAAUUAGGUCGAGGUUAUGAACAGUUGAAUAGGAUACACAGUUUACAUCAACAGAAAGAAGUGCAUAAUAUAACACUGGUGCAUCAUCUUACUGAAGCAGCGAAAUGGUAUCCAAACAGGACAGCUCAUCUUCUUCUUAAGAAGUUGAAGCUUGUAUCAAGACCAAAGAAAAUAAUAAAAUCAGUUGGCUUAGAAAAAAGUGUCUGCUGUUAUCAACAUGAUGGUGUUCUUUGCAAUAAACGGUCACUGCCAUAUACAAGACAUUGUGACAAACAUAUUAUGUAUAAUGUUGAUCAGCUAUUAUUUGAACAUUGUACUGCUAAAUUCUCUGAUAAUACCCAGUGUUGUGUUCCAGUGUUUGACAUAUGUCAUGAAUUACCUUUAUGCCCAGAACAUGCUAAAAAAAGAGAUAAUUAUAAUAAAAUGGCAUCAGAACCAAAGCCAAAGAAGCCAAGAAAAAAAUCAAAGCCUUCAGCUCUUACAAGACCACCUAAACGUGGUAAGAAAAAGAAAAGACAAAACCAACUCCGUCCGACUCCAACUUCAUCUCCUCCUGCUGAUCAGCUUUCAAAUAGUUCACAAACAGAAAUGUCCAAAAGUUUAGAACAUGAUAAUGAAAUUAGUGAAACAGAAAACAAUGUAUCAAGUGUGGCUUUAACAAAAGAUUUAGGAGGAAACAUAGAUACAGAAUUAGCUACUGAUUUAGAAGAACAGUUUUCUCCAGGUACCAUAGAUAAAUCAUUAGAACUACCUUUAGACACAGUCGAAUUAGCUAAUCAAGCAACUAAACUUUUAGAAGAACACGAUUUUACGGAAGUUUUAAAUAAAAUUCCAGAUGAUGCCUUUAGCGAUUUAUUUUCAGAAGCGAGGAACGGCGAGUACAUUCCCAGUAAGGAAGAGACGGAAGAAUUAGAGAGGGCGCUGGCAGCCGUGUCGAAAGACGUGCAUUUGGCUAAAGAAUCUCUGGCCAAAUUAUCGGCCACGGGACAAGACAUCGACGAAUUGGCCGGUACUAUCGAUAUUCACGGUGGUCUCCUGAGUGCAGAUAACUUAGCCGGCGCCAUUGAUGAAAACGCAUUCCACGAGCUAGCGCAAGGACCCAUAGAAGGACUGGGUGUCAUCUCCAACAGCCUUUCUACCAGUGACUUGAAUUCGCUCUCUCAGGCCCUUUCUAGUAUCACGUCGGAUAACCUCGCACAAAGUACUCUGACCACUUCGGUCACCGAAGGACAUUUGCAUAAUCCAUUGGCUUCCGUUCCAGUUCUUACGUCGGAAGUGGCUCACACUCAAGUAUUGAACGGAUUGGCAGGCAUUCACGCCAUAUCUCCCGAAUCUGGAUUUGGAAUGAGCACACAGUAUAUGGAAGGAAGCGCAUCUACUCAGAACUCCGUGGAGAACAGAUAUCUGCCAGGCACGCCUUCCCUUCUGUCGUCGAUUCUAUAUGGCCUGGGACAGAACAAUUCGUCUUCGCAGACGUCAUACCCGACGUCCCAACUGCCCGCUCCCAGUAAUGGGGGUGGAGGCGGUGGCGGCAGGGAAGAAGAAAACUCGGCCGCCUCUACCGGAGGACCUUCUGUGGCCAAUUCUUCGGGCCACUGGCUGCUCAAUUCUUCGGAACAGGUGCUGGCCCUGUCGCAAAUGAAUUAUCAGAAUGGAUUUCUAGUUACUUCUCAGGCGGGGGCCACCUAUUCCGCCACUCAACAGUUACUGACUUCGGUGGGCAAGUAUCCCCUUCAGGCUCUCAGCGCCGAAGUUUCGCUAGUCUCCGGUAGCACGCCGUCGGCGACGUCCACUCGCGGCGACGGCGCAACGUGUGGUGCUAGUGACGAACUGCUACAUAAUCUACACGCGUCCAACAGUGCGACGGGAACGUUGCAGCAGACGAACGGCGCGACGGUGAUAGCGCAGGAAGGCGCUUCCUAGCACACCGUCGCCUGGCCGACGGGAGAGACGUCGGAUGGAACUUUAGACGAUGCUUUUUUUAGUGAGAAUUUAAAGCGUAAGAUUUAGAAAUUUUUUCGGGACGUAAUUGUAGAAAAGUCGUAAUCGUGAAGACGUCGGGCGUCCUCCGUCUUGGCACGUCUCGACCGGCGCGUUGGCGCCGACGGCAUUCCGCUCAAUUCCGAGUCGCGUGCGUCUUCGUUCCGUGUUUCGAGUCGUUGUUUUUUAUCGACGGAGGACGCUCGCCAUAUUUGUAUAGCUCCGUUCUCGAGAAUGGCUUUUUUCCUGUACAGAUAUUUAAAUGUUACAUUUUUCUUUGUACAUUCAGUUGUUGUUAGUUUAAACGGAGGACCACGCUCGACGACGAUCUGUAAGUAAUUUUUGUUAUUUUUACCGAAAAAUCAUUUCGAUAUUAACUAAAAUUUUUCGUAACACUUUUAUCGUUGUCGCUUCGACGCGAAGAGAAACGAGGAUCGGUACGCCGCGCGUUGCCCCGGCUGUCAACGGAAGAACCGACGGAGCAGAGCGUGCGAGAUUGGGUCAACGCAUUUUACGGACGGGUUUUUAUCUGUGAAUCCUUUUAAAAACGACGUCUCUGGUCGUUAUAUUUCUGAAAACAUGCCGCCUUUCCAGAACUGCCUCGAUCGCAGAUUAAAUGUAGUCUCUACUGUAUGUUCCAAAACUUUUAUAGAAAAAGCCAUGUUCAGUGAACUGAUUAAAUUAUCUUUUCCCGUUGACGAUAGAAGCGAGUGACAGGUCCCACUCGCUCGUGACUAGUUCAUCCGAUUGACCUGGUAGCAUGACUGCGACCGGCUGGGACAUCGACAGUGUACCGACCUCGCAAUUGCGUCGUCUUCCCCUUCGGCUUUUUUUAAUUCGCCGACGACGCGUCGUCUUCGAUUGGGACAUCUUCCGAGAGUCGGAUCAUGUUCGGAACGACGAGUCGAGAAGAGCGCGGCACCGGCUACCUUUCGUCCGGGGAACCGUUGGAGGUGCGAACUGGAGGAUAUUUCCGAUGGAAAGCAUCCGACGGUGCCUCGGAAUUGGCAAGCCGAUGGUCAGACCUGAACGUUCGUCGGUUUAUCUUUACUCGAGUGUAAAUUCCUACUGUCCGAGAAAGUUGCGUGUACGCGGCGUGAUUUAGACGUAUACUGUAAAUUCGUGUCACUGGAUACUCAUCAAUAAAUCUAUUUUCGUAUUACA